Molecule: messenger RNA, 1649 nt
Organism: Salvia hispanica
Lineage: Eukaryota; Viridiplantae; Streptophyta; Magnoliopsida; Lamiales; Lamiaceae
Source: RefSeq, a predicted model, not a curated record
UGCUUCCCAUUUUUAAUCAUAUAUGGACUAUAUAUUUGAUACAUCGAUUUUCUCUUCUCCAUAUCCAUACACCGAUCAUCAUUUCGAGCAACCACGAUGCUUGAUUUUUUCUUUACCAAAUCUUUCAAUUCCUCCCAAUGUAGAACUCUGUUGAAGCUUACAAUCCCUCGGAUAAAGUUGUUGAGGAAUCGAAGAGAGAUUCAGAUAAAACAGAUGCGUCGAGAAAUUGCCAAGCUCCUUGAGACUGGCCAGGAAGCCUCUGCUAGGAUUCGGGUGGAGAACAUUCUACGGGAAGAGAAGAUGAUGGCUGCUCACGAAUUGGUUGAAUUGUUCUGUGAGCUUAUUACUGCUCGUCUUCCAAUUAUCGAUGCACAAAAGGAAUGCCCUUUGGACUUGAAAGAAGCCAUUUCUAGUGUAUGCUUUGCUGCACCGAGGUGUGCUGAUCUGCCAGAGUUGCAACAGGUGCAAACGUUGUUUUCUGGUAAAUACGGUAAAGAAUUUGUGUCUUCUGCAGCUGAGCUUAUGCCCGACUGUGGUGUCAAUCGGCAGUUGGUUGACCUUUUAUCCGUCCGAGCUCCAUCUCCUGAUGUUAAACUGAAACUGUUAAAGGAAAUUGCCAAAGAACAUGAGCUUGAUUGGGAUCCCAGUGCUUCGGAAAAUGACUUACUGAAGACUCGUGAUGACUUGCUGGAUGGGCCAAUCCAGUUUGUCAGUAAUCCCGGACCCCGAGCCCCAUUUACCAACACGCAUAAUGAUGAGGCUAACUCUACAACCUCACAAUCAGCUGUGGGUGAACACCCUGAUUCUGAUGAUGAUUUUGAAAUUAUAGACUUUCCAGAAGUUCCUAUGCAGCAGCCAUCACAGUCAAAUAAAAGCAUGAAUGAAGAAGAAGAUGCGAAGAUUUCAAUGCGCCAAGCACAAGACAAACAGUUUGUGCCAUUCAUACGUCCUCCUCCUUCACAGUUGCCUGAACCAUAUCCUGUGGAAGAAAAUGGUUCAUCGCCCUCAGCCACAAAGACAAUCGAUGAUAAAGCUGAUUUCCAAGACGUUUUGGCUGCUGCUGAGGCAGCCGCAGAGACAGCAGAGGGUGCAGCAGCAGCUGCUCGAUCAGCCUCUAGCCUUGCUGAACUUCGUAUAACUGAGCUCAUGAAGAAAGAGAAUGAAGAUUUCUCAUAUUCUGAAUCUGAGAACCCGUUCCACAACGAGAAAACCAAGACAGAACUUAAAGAGGAGGUUGAAUUAGAUGCAAUAAACCCGUUCGCACAUUCUAAAACUCCCUUCGCCUCUCCAGGCCGAAACAGCGCCUCAGAACACUCUUCUUAUGAUGCAAAAGGUGUAUUCGAUUCCUACUCUGAGAGCGACAAUGCUUUCAGCUAUAGCAGUUUUAACCGAACUCCGCCAUUGUCACCAAUGGAUGACGAUACGGAUUUCUCGUACCCGAACUUGUUCACAUCGCAAGGCUAUAAGUAAGCAAUGAGGUCUGGUUUCAAGGAUGUCAAUUUUGUGGUUAGUCUUUAUUGAGUUAUGUAUCCUUCAGGGGAUAUCGAGGUUUUGUUUUGUUGUUGUAUGCGUUCUGACUAACUGCUGUAAAAUUGAUACGCAAAUUUUGUUUAUCGACGUAGAAAGAAUAUUUCAUUUCUUCAUGUGUA